AAGAUACUUAACCAAAGAGAAAAUAACGCUCGCGUGCGUGUGUACGUUUAGAUCUCAAACACGCUCUCUUCUCCGCUACGAAAAUUAGAGAGAGAGAGAGAGAGAACAAAACUAACGAAAUCGUUGAACCACCGUCACCACCACCACCAACCACCGCGCCUUGAAUGAAAACCUCGACGACGUCGUCACAUAUAUCUCCCCAAUCCUCAAUCAAGGAUUAGGGUGUGGUGAUUGCAGUUUAGUUACCGUGGGUAGCAACAACGGAGUGGAUCGGAAAAUGGACAAGAACAAGAGCCGUACCGAUCUACUCGCAGCUGGCAAAAAGAAGCUCGAACAAUAUCGUCAGAAGAGGGGUGGUAGUAGCCGUGGAAAAUCAUCAAAGAAGUCUUCAAAAAAUCAGCUACCUGAGUCUGAUGCUGAUACUGCUAGUGUUACCUCUACAGGAUCAUCUCAGGUUACUGAUGGAAAUGUUGAAACCAACAGUGACCCCAAUGUGGUUAUCACUGAAUCACUAGAGUCACAGUCUUUGGCAAGCUCAGCAGCUGACGAUGUUGAUCCAUCUGUUGAUUCUUCGUCAGUGGCCAUGACAUAUGAUACAGGUGAAGAAACUGAUUUGGAUUCUAAUGCUAAAUCGGCACUUCAGGGUCAUGGGGUCCAUGAGAAGGAUUCUGAAUUGUCUGCCAAAGAUCAAGGGGGAAGUUCUCAGAAUCUUGGUGAUAAUGUGGCAAAAGAUGAAUCUUUGACAAGCUCGUCAGCUCCUGACGUUGAUCCAUCUUUUGAUUCGUUGUCAGUGGCCAUGACAUAUGAUGCAGUCGCCAGAACUGAAUUGGAUUUUAAUGCUAAGUUAGCACUUGAGGGUCACGGAGUCAAUGAGAAUGAAUCUGAAUUGUCAUCCCAAGAUCAAGGGGGAAGCUCUCAGAAUGUUGGCUCUGAUGUAGCAAAAGAUGUGUCUUCGAAAACUUCAAAUAGUGAAGGAGGAACAGCACACGAUCAUGCCUCUGAACCGGUCACCCUUUUGUCCCCACAUGCUUCUAUUACAACUGCAGUGGAUGAGUCUGUCACUGUUGAAAAAGAGAGUGAAAAAAGGGAAGACUCAUUGCCUUUAUCUGAGGAUAUUCCCAAUAAAUUUGUGGCACAAACGAGAGAAGAUCAGGUAACAGAUUUAGGGGCAAUGCAGGAAGCUGAUGAUUUGGAUAUGACGAAAUCUUGUCAAAGCACUGAUGCAAUUAUAGAUAAUCAAAAGGAGAUUCCUUUGUUUGAAGCUGGUGAGAGUGAUCAGUCUCUUUCAAGAAUUGCUUUGAAGAAUACUAUAAUCGAGGAGGCAUCUCACGAAGCAGAACAACUAGACAGGCCAGAUAAUAUUGUAUCUGUGGGGACUUCAUUGGAAAAUUUGGAGAGAGAUACAUUACCGGGUUCAUCUUACGAAGAGAUGAUUCUUCAGCCUAAUCAAGAACAGAUAAGCACGGGUGUCCGUAGUGGACAGGACAUGGCGCUUCCGGUGGGGUUUAACCAGCAAUUCACUCUUGUUGGAUCUGCAGUUGAUGAUCCCACUCACGAGUUGUCUGCAUUUGCUUCAACCAGAUCGUUGGACGUAUCUCCUAUCUCUAAUGCGAGCUCAGUUAAUCUCUUGCAGCUAGCUGAAUUUAUAAAGGGGAUUAAUGAAGAAGACUACCAGUUUCUGCUCAAGGAAAGAGGAGCAGUUUCUGAUGCAGAUCCUUUAACUAGUAGUUCAGUUCUACCAGAUCAUGACUUUUCAGAAGCAUUUCAGAGACUGAAAGAAGAAUUGUUUCUUGCUAGUACGAUGCAAAACAUAUUCAAUAUGCAGCUAGCUGAACAACUGGAGCUCCAAUCUGAAUCUGAUUAUCACCGUCACCAGUUGAUUGGUGAACUAUCACAACUCCGUGAUUCACACAAUGAAGUUAAUGAGAACAAUCAACGCCUUAGCGAAGAACUUGCUAACUGUCGUGUAGAACUACAGAAUAAUUCACGCAAGAGUGUAGAACUACAAAACCAAUUUGAUACUGCCAUGACAGGGGUUGAAGCUCUUUCUGCUAGAGUAGUUGAGCUACAGAUUAGUUUUGAAAUGUCUCAGAAAGAUUCAUCGGAUCUCUCCACAGAGUUGGCUGACUGCAGAAGUUUGAUCUCAAGUUUACAGGAUGAAAAGAAGGUCAUGAGCGAAACUCUUAAUUUAGUGAUUGCGGAGAAAAAUAAACUUGCGGAGGAGAAGGAGUUUUACCUCUGUGAAAGUAAGAAUGUGGCAACUGAAUUAUCUGGCUUAAAGAGUUCAAUGGAAGGAGUAGAAGUCGAAAAUUCCAACUUAAUUGACAGGAUCUCUUUGGUGACCGAAGAGAGCAAUAAGUUCAAAGCAGAAAUUGAGCAUCUCUUGCAUGAGAUUGAUAGGCUAUCGUUAGAUUUGGUUGAAAAUAAAGAUUUGGUGGCAAGUCUACAGGCAGAAAAUUCCAACUUAAAUGGGGACCUUGCAUUGUCAGUUGAUAAGAUUAAAAAUCUGGAAGAUGAGAGUCAAUCUGUUGUUCUUGAGAAUCAAAGGCUCUCUUCUCAGAUUGUUUCCCUACAAGAACAAUUAUCUAUAGAAAAGGGAGAACGAACGAGGUUUGAAGAUGACCUUAAAGAAGCCACAAUGCAAUUAGAACAACUUUCCAAGGAAAAUGUAUCACUCAAUAGCACUUUGGAUGACCACAAGGCUAAAAUAGAAGAAAUUGAAAAGAAACACAGUGAACAACUAUCUCAACUUGAGAACUUCGGGAAUCAAGCACAUGUUGGAUGGGACCAAAGUAAGGGCCUUGAGAUUGCAGUUACUGAAGAUUCUCAUCAGAUGGAUCAGAGGUUAGAUGAAGGUGCAGCAGGGGGACCAUUUGAAAAUAUAUCCGAACAAGAAAUUUUCAAUGAUUCUCUUGAGUUUGUUUCGUUAAAGACUGGUUUGAACGAGGUGGAAAAUGUUUUGGUGAAGCUUGAAAAGGCGAUUAAUCAGUUGCGUUCUCAAAAAGUAAUCUCUAGCGGGACUGGUGAGAAAGUUUCUUUACCCGCGGUGUCAAAAUUGAUACAGGCUUUUGAAUCAAAAGUAAAGGAAGAUGAGCAUGAGGUAGAGAUAAGUGAGUCACAAUCAAACUCAUUUAUUACGUUAACCGAAGACCAAGUAAGAAACUUGAGAAAAUUGCUUUCAAAGUGGAAGCUGGAUGUUCAGAGUGCAGCUGCAUUGUUCAAGGGGGAACGAGAUGGUAGGAAAAUUGGGAAUGCAAAGUACAGUGAUCUCGAGGACCAAUUCGAAGGAUUGAAGCAGCAUUGUUCAGAUUUGGAAGCAUCUAACAUCGAACUUGUAGUUCAAUAUGAAACAGUUAAGCAACUUCUGGGUGACAUUCAGGAAAAGAAAUGUCAUCUUGAGGAAAUCUGUGAAGCUCUAAAGCAAGAAGACAUCCAUCUCAAAGCCAAAAAUAAUGAACUCUAUGAAAAGCUUGGAUAUUGUCAUUCAAAAGUUAUUGAAUUGCAUGCUGAACUGAAUGAUGUGAAACAAAGUUCGAAAGAGACGGCUUCUGUUAUUGGCAGUCAACUAGAAAACUUGCAGAAGGAAGUGACGGAGAGGGCAAUGCUACUUGAGCAAGGCUGGAACACUACUAUUUCUGAUAUUGUUGAGUUAGUUGCAAAGCUGAAUGAAUCAGUUGGGGAAACAUCGUCUACAUCAGCCUCUUCUGCCACCCGGGAUGGCUUUGAUAUCAGUCAUUUGUUAGAAGCUUCUGUUAGUGCUGCCAGUGAAAUGAUUUUUGAUUUGCAGAAGAAACUUGAAGCUACUAAUGCAGAUCAUGAAAUAAUCUCCACGUCAUAUAAAGAAAUGACGUCAAAAUGCGAUCAUCUGCUUGGGAGGAAUGAAAUGGCUAUCAAUGUAUUGCAGAAGAUGUACAGCGACCUGAGGAAACUUAUAUAUAGUAGUGGUUGGUCUUUGGAUGAAGAUAAGAAGAUAGAUGAGCAAAGUGAGGCACUGCCUGAUCUACUAAAUUAUAAUAGUUAUGAGACCAUCAUGAAGCAUUUGGGGGAUGUAUUGAUUGAAAAGCUCGAACUGGAGUCUGUUACCAAGAAGAUGAAGUCAGAAUUGGAAGAACUGAAGAUGAAGUGUCUUGGUUUAGAUUCUGUUGGGAAGCUAAUUAAUGAUGUUGAAGGUGUGCUGAAUGUGGAAACUCUGAAUAUAGAAGUAAACACAUCACCCCUUUUGUACUUAGAUUCAUUAGUGUCUAGUCUUGUACAGAAAACCAAAGAGGCUGAAAUCCAGAAUCACACCACUAAAGAAGAAUAUGGAUCAAAGGAGAUGGAAUUGGAUGAACUGAAGGAAAAGAUGCAAUAUCUAGACAUGCUGCGUCUUGAGAAUGAAAAUGAAAUCUUCGUUCUAAGGGAAAGCUUACAUCAAGCCGAGGAAGCUCUUUCUGCUGCACGUUCUGAAUUGCGUGAGAAAGCAAAUGAACUCGACCAUUCAGAACAACGAGUGUCCUCCAUCCGGGAGAAGCUUGGUAUAGCUGUUGCCAAGGGAAAAGGGUUGAUUGUACAGCGAGAUGGCCUCAAGCAGUCCCUAGCUGAGACAUCUGGUGAAUUGGAGAGAUGCUUGCAAGAGCUGAAGUUGAAAGAUACAAGACUCCAUGAGCUUGAAACAAAACUUAAGACCUAUUCAGAGGCUGGUGAACGUGUGGAAGCUCUGGAAUCUGAACUUUCAUAUAUUCGUAAUUCAGCUAAUGCCUUGAGAGAGUCAUUUCUCCUCAAAGAUUCAGUGCUUCAGAGGAUAGAAGAGGUUUUGGAAGAUCUGGAUCUGCCUGAGCAGUUUCAUUCAAGUGAUAUAAUUGAAAAGAUUGAUUGGUUGGUUAGGUCAGUUGUUGGAAACUCAUUGCCCGUGAAUGAUUUGGAGCAGAAGGAUUCUGCAGGAGAACGUUCAUACUCUGAUUCUGGUAAUGCUGUCACAGAUUCCUGGAAAGAUGAUAGUCAGCUACAACCAGAUUCAGGGGAUGAUGCAGGGGGACAUUCACACUCUGAUGCUGGUUUUGUUGUCACAGAUUCCUUGAAUGAUGAUAGUCAGCAACAGCCAGAUUCAGGGAGUGAUUUUCAAAAGAACUUUGAGGAGUUGCAGAGUAAAUAUUAUGGGUUGGCUGAGCAAAACGAAAUGCUGGAGCAGUCAUUGAUGGAAAGAAACAGCAUAGUCCAGAGAUGGGAAGAGCUUGUAAACAAGAUUGAUAUGCCUUCACAUUUGCGGUCUAUGGAGAUGGACGAUAGGAUUGAAUGGUUAGGAAGAGCACUUGCCGAGGCUAAUCAUCAUGUAGAUUCUCUGCAGCUGAAGAUUGAAAGAUAUGAAAGUUAUUGUGGAUUGCUAAAUGCUGAUCUGGAAGAGUCUCAAAGGACAGUGUCCGCUCUUCAAGAAGACCUUAGAGCUCACACAUCUGAGAAAGAGCACCUUUCUGAAAAAUUAGAGGCUCUGAGACACGAAUGUGAGAAACUAUCGGUGCAGACAAGGGAAGCUGAACUUGAGAAUGAAGAUAUGCACAAUGAAAUAAUUAGUUUGAAGGACCAAAUGGAGCAGAAAGCUGAAAUUGAAGAGCAGAUUUUCACCAUUGAUGGCAAGAUAAAAAAAUUACGAGACUUAGUUGGGGAUGCCUUGUCAGAAUCUGAAACAGAAUAUCAGAUUUCUGAUGGUGCAAAUAUUGAUUCUUUUGAAGAAUUGCUGAGAAAGCUUAUAGAAAAUCAUGCUAGUCUUUCAUCAAUAAAAGCCACGAGUGGUGUUGUACUUGAAGGACAUCAUUCGCAAGAAGAUGAUGCUCCUCUUCAUGAGGAAAGAAGUAUUGAUAUGCAUGCUAAGGAGCAAGCGGAAGCAGAUAUUGAUAGAUACAAGAAAGAUCUGGAGGCGGCUUUGAGUGAAUUAGAGCAUUUGAAGGAGGAGGGAGAGAGAGCUUUGGAAAAGCAAAUAUCUCUAUCUGGUGAAGUUGGAGCUCUAAGUAAAAGAACUGAGGAGUUGCAAGAGCUACUCAAUCAGGAGGAGCAGAAGUCAGCUUCUGCUAGAGAGAAGUUAAAUGUUGCAGUCAGGAAAGGGAAGUCACUGGUGCAACAAAGAGACAGUCUAAAACAAACCAUUGGAGAGAUGAGUGUUGAGAUGGAGCACUUGAAAUCUGAGAUCAACAACCGGGAACACACUAUUGCCGAGCAUGAACAGAAGUUGAGGCAGUUGUCAACCUACCCAGAUAAGUUAAAAGCUCUUGAAUCUGAGAGUUCUCUUCUGAAGCAUCGUUUGGAAGAAACUGAACACCAUUUGCAGGAGAAAGAAUAUUCCUUGAAACUGAUUUUGAACAAGUUAGGUGAGAUUGAUAUUGGUGGUCAAGGUCAUAUAAGUGAUCCUGUGAAGAAGGUGGAGUGGGUCGGAAAGCUGUUCUCUGAUCUUCAUAAUUCUGUUGCUUCUUUAGAACAAGAAUCCAGGAAAUCUAAAAGAGCAUCAGAGCUCCUGUUGGCAGAGUUGAAUGAGGUUCAAGAAAGGAAUGAUAGUUUUCAGGAGGAGCUUGCUAAGGCGGCCGACGAACUUGUGGAUCUCAAAAGAGAAAGGGAUUCAGCGGAGGGCGCCAAACUGGAAGCUCUUUCCCAUCUUGAAAAGUUAUCUGCAUUGCACAAGGAAGAAAAAACGAGCCAUUUUUAUGAGCUGGUGGACUUAAAAUCUAGCAUGAACCAAGUCUGGAAACACUUUGGUGAGGUUCAGAAUUUACUGGCUAAGGCUUUUUUCACAGAUUUGGAAUCUUUUCGGAAUCUGGAAGCUGGUCUUCAGUCGUGUGUGAAAGGAAACAAUGCUCCAAAUGUGGUGGAUUCAUCUUUCAGCAAAGAACAUGAUGAUAUUUUACGCAAGUCAUCUGAUAAUGAGAAGAGCUCUGUGUAUGAAGAUUCUUGGUCAGAAUUUGGCACAAUAGACCACUACAAUGAUAAUACCAUUAUUGAAGGUUUUCAUCUAUUUGGGCAUAAGCUGCAAGAGUUUUUGGUGGAGGUCAGCUCUCUUAAGGAAAGAAUACAGGUGCACUCAAGUUUGGCACAGGAGCAAGACAAAACUCUGUCAAAACUAAUGACAGACAUUCAGUUGGAAAUUACUUCCCAAAGAGAAUCGUGUGAGAACAUGAAGAAAGAAGUUAGUAAACGAGAUCUGCAACUUGUUGCAUUGCGUGAGAACAUUGCCCACCUUUAUGAAUCAUGCAUCAAUUCUGUCACUGCACUUGAGAACGGAAAAGCUGAACUGGUUGGAGAAAAGGUUGAACUUUCAGAUUUAGGGAUUAACUUGGAAAAAUCGUCAUUUGAUGAUGAAAUAUCUGAGGAAUGUAUUAAAGCCGUGGCAGAUAGAUUGCUGUUGACUGCAAAUGGGUUUGCUAGCAUAAAAGCUGAAUUUUUAGAUGCUAAUCAAAAGGAAAUGAAGGCUACUGUAACAAAUUUACAGAGGGAGCUUCAGGAGAAGGAUGUUCAAAGAGACAGAAUUUGUGCAGACCUGGUAAAGCAGAUUAAGGACGCUGAAGCUGCUGCAAACAGAUAUUCUCAAGAUCUUGAAACUCUUAGGAUGGAGGAACAUAAUUUAAAAAACCAGGUAGAAGUUAUUAAGGAAGAAAAGAAGAUACUUGAGCAGAGAAUCAAGGAGCUGCAGGAUAGGCAAGGGGCUGCAGCUGAAUUAGAGGAUAAAGUGAGAUCUCAGACUGGUUUGCUGGCUGCCAAAGACCAAGAAAUUGAAGCGCUAAUGCAUGCACUUGAUGAGGAAGAGAUGCAAAUGGAAGAACUGACAAAGAAAUAUGAAGCACUUGAAAAGGCUGUUCAACAAAAGAAUCAAGAGAUUGAGAGCCUUGAAUCUUCUCGUGGCAAGGUUAUGAAAAAGCUUUCUGUAACUGUAAGCAAGUUUGAUGAGCUUCACCAACUGUCUGCAAGUCUCCUUUCUGAGGUUGAAAAGCUUCAGUCCCAAUUGCAAGAAAAAGAUGGUGAAAUUUCUUUCUUAAGGCAAGAGGUUACUAGAUGCACCAAUGAUGAUCUUCGUGCAUCACAACUGAGCAACCAGAGAAGUCUGGAUGAGAUUGUUGAGUUCUUUACGUGGGUUGACACAAUUGUAUCUCGAGAUGGGGUGGAUGAUAUACCUCCUGAUGUGAAGAGUGAUACUCAGGUUCAUGAGUACAAAGAAAUACUUCAUAAGAAGUUGAUGUCUUUAAUAUCAGAAUUAGACAAUCUAAGGGGAGUUUCAGAAAGCAAGGAUAAAAUGUUGCAAGCAGAAAGGAGUAAGGUAGCAGAGUUGAACCACAAAGCAGAAACUCUUGAGAAGUCCUUGCAUGAGAAAGAAUCACAAUUGAAUUUGCUUGAUGGUGUAGAAGAAACUGGAAAGGGAAUUAACACAAGCUCAGAAAUUGUGGAGGUAGAACCAGUGAUAAAUGAGUGGACAACAACAGGGACUUUUGUUACACCUCAAGUUCGCAGUUUACGCAAGGGCAAUAGUGAUUAUGUUGCCAUUGCUGUUGAUGAAGACCCUGGUAGUACCAGUAGGAUAGAAGAUGAAGAUGACGAUAAGGUUCAUGGUUUCAAAUCACUCACAUCAUCCAAAAUUGUCCCAAGAUUUACCAGGCCAGUGACUGACUUGAUUGAUGGCUUGUGGGUUUCUUGUGAUCGGACGUUAAUGAGACAACCAGUCUUGCGGCUUGGAAUUAUAAUUUAUUGGACCAUAAUGCACGCACUCCUUGCCUUCUUUGUUGUUUGAGGGUCCUGGUCUGUAUAAUUAGUCAGUCUAAAAUCCAAAACCAGGCACAGGAGGAGGUUCCAUAUAUAUUGGGGAUAUUCCUCUGAUAGUUUGAAAAAAGAUUCAGUUUAGCUGUACAGUAUCUUCCUUCAACUUGCUUCUUCCUGUUGCGGUGCAAUGAUGUUUACCUAUAAACCAUAAAAAAAUAAAGACGCAGCUGCAGCUGCUAGAAAGAGUGCCAGACUACAAUGACGAGAAGAUGAGAAAGCAGAUUGCUCAAUAUUUGAAGAGGGUGCCAUUUAGCCUGCACAAAUUGUACAAUUUGUGCACUGUGCACAAAAAGUUUCUAAAGGACAGCUGUCCACCCCCACUAUAUUUUACCAGUUAUUGAAAAAAGAAAAAUGAAAAUAAAUAAUAUAUUUUAAUUUUUGCUAAUUAACCCCACCUCUGUUAUAUGUGUAAAAAGCAUAUCAUACUAAAUUCUCUCUUUUGCCCCUAAUCCAGUAAUCCUUAGUGAGUACUUUCACGUUUUUACUUUCUCAUAAGCAACCACCACCAACAAUCUUCUCUUUUGUUGUCCACCAAACAGCCGCUGUCUAUUGCUUUCCACCAAACCACCACCGCUCGACUGCCGCUUCAACCUUCCACCUGCGUCGACCUUUGAUGAAGCAGUUGUCGGCGGAGGAUCUGAUUUAACAACGUCAUCUCCUUGCAUUUUUGCAGCACACUAUUUCCAAUCUGAAAGGAGCAGCAAAAUGGAUUUUAAGGAAAUUCUGGAUAUUUUUGAAGUUGCACAUGUAAGUCAGAUCGGUGGAGAAGGUUCAGAGGUAUGUUUGUUAUGUGAUAACCAAAGAUGAUCAGCAAUUGAGUCGAGGAACUUCAAAACCAGAAUAUAAAAUAACAAUAGUAUUUCUCAACAAAAAGUAGUAGAGCACAAUAUAUGAUGAAUUCUAUAAUGCCUAUACGAUGACCACUUAGUGUAAUGUGUGAUAAGAUAAGAUAUACCAAAUAUAUUGAUUUCAGACUUUUUAAGCAUUUGCUCGUCAUUAAUAUUUUACAGGCUUUGGGUAGUAGUUCUUUUUCGGAGAAUGCUGAAUAUUCCUCAGACCAAGAUGUGGAAGACACUGACAAUCCGUGCUACGGAAACAACUUUGAUGCUGAAACAGCUGUAGAUUGUACGGAUGACUUAGAGAAAAUAAAUAUGAAGGAAACCAGUUCGGAUCAACUUAUGAGGUACCAUUUUCCUGAUCGUAGAGUUGCAUUUAUGUUUUACAAUUGCUAUGGUCGUUUCCAUGGAUUUGCCGGUAGAAAAAGUCGAGUUGUUAAGAAUACUAAUGGCGAAGUUGUUCAACAAACCUUUGUUUGCCAUAGAGAAGGUAUUAGGAAUGCAAAUAAUGCUUUGUCUCGUAAGCGAGAGCAAAAACCUACUAGUAGGUGUCGUUGUCCAGCAAAACUUCAAGUGCAUUUGGACUUGGGUAGUGAACGUUGGUACAUAAAGUUGUUUGAUGAUAUUCAUAAUCAUUCGUUCUUGGAUGAGAAGUACGAGGGUAUGCUACCAGCACACAGGAAGAUGAGCGAUUACGACAAAUACCAAAUGAAAACAAUGAGGAAAGCUGGCAUUCCAACAUCAGGUAUUUAUGGGUUUUUUGCUCGCUAGUAAUAAUAAAAUAAAUUAGAGAAUUUUUUUUUUUGAUAUAAGUUAGACACAUGCAGGCUCUAGCCCGCUAGUAAUAAUAAAAUAAAUUAGAGAAAAAAA
Messenger RNA from Trifolium pratense (red clover), 10475 nucleotides. RefSeq names its product golgin subfamily A member 4-like. The record is from RefSeq and is a predicted model, not a curated record. The coding region runs from base 278 to 8740 and encodes 2820 amino acids. The transcript is spliced from 10 exons. NCBI's taxonomy places the organism in Eukaryota, Viridiplantae, Streptophyta, Magnoliopsida, Fabales, Fabaceae.